Solanum tuberosum (potato) is the source of this 1213-nucleotide messenger RNA. Its product is annotated as anamorsin homolog. Lineage: Eukaryota; Viridiplantae; Streptophyta; Magnoliopsida; Solanales; Solanaceae. Gene Ontology annotation, cellular component: cytoplasm. Gene Ontology annotation, molecular function: iron-sulfur cluster binding. Bases 133 to 936 code for a protein of 267 amino acids. The transcript is spliced from 8 exons. Gene Ontology annotation, biological process: iron-sulfur cluster assembly. The record is from RefSeq and is a predicted model, not a curated record.
UGGGAAUUGGAAUUAAGAAAUCCCUAAUUUCAGAACGUGAAAAAAGCUGAAAGCCUGAAGGAGUGGAACCUCUUCUUCUUUAAUUAUUAGCUGCUCAGUUCUGCAAUUUGUUGUCGCCGCCGGUGGUUGAUCAUGGCAGUCACGGGCGGCCAAGACGGAAACGGUAGUAUACUGGUGCUUGUCGAGGAUGUUAUGGUACCAGUUAGUGUGGUAUACAAUGCAAUCAAUAUCUUGAAGAAAGAGGGAGUUGAGAAGUUGGACCCAAUGAUUGUUACUCAAGCUUCAACCCAGAGUCUGACACCAGUGGAGUCUGCAUCUAUGGAUGUUGUUGCUCUCAUCUGUAGGUCCCUUGAGUUUCCUAGUGAUAAAUUGUGUGGGGACAUCUCAAGAGUGUUGAAGCCUGGUGGAACAGUCCUACUUAGCCUAAGUUCUCAAUCAGUCUCGAAGGAAAAAUCCACCCAUGACCGCAAGUUAUUAUUGGCUGGAUUCUCUGAUACACAGUCAUUUGAAGCUGGCCACUCUAUCGUGAUAACAGCAAAGAAACCUUCAUGGAAGGUUGGUUCAUCCUUUUCUAUCAAGAAAGUCGCAAAAAGUUUACCGAAAGUUCAGAUUGUUGAUGAUUCAGAUCUCAUUGAUGAGGAUAGCCUUCUCACUGAGGAAGAUCUGAAGAAACCACAAUUGCCAAGUGUUGAUGACUGUGAAGUUGGAAAAACAAAGAAAGCAUGCAAAAAUUGUACGUGCGGACGGGCUGAAGCUGAGACAAAAGUGCAACUUGGACCAACUGCUGAACAACUGAACAAUCCUCAAUCUGCCUGUGGCAGUUGUGGCCUUGGUGAUGCUUUCCGCUGCAGUACAUGCCCUUAUAAGGGUCUUCCUCCAUUCAAACUUGGUGAAAAGGUAACGCUUUCUGCAAACUUUCUUGACGCUGACAUCUAAGUUCAGAUCAUAACAGUCAAUAUAGGAUUGCUGCAACCGUUAUACUUGGGUCAAAGACUUGUUACUUUCGUUCUCUUUUGGUUGACAUGAGACAAGUGAAUAUGUAAUAUGUUCUCUUGUCGACGAGAGGGAAACAGCAGUGUGCCAUGAGCUGUUGUUAGAUCGUUAAGAGUUGAUAGAAAAUAAGUGGAUUUACAUGACAGAAUGCAAAGGAUUGGAACAGUUCUUGAGGCCAAGAUGUCAAACAAUUUAAGUUCUCAUUGUUAUUUUUUCUUAG